CAGAAAUGUCAAUUCGAUUUUGACAAGUAUCGAAGUUGAAUUCCUGUGUAGAACAAUGCAUUUUGUUUUAUUUUUCCUAAUCAUCUUAUAAUAUUCAGCAUAAUAGGCUGUUAUUUCUUCUGCAUAUAAUAAGCGUCUAAAACUGCGCGAUAAAAUGGUUUAUUUAUAACCAGACACGAGUUUUUCUUGUUUUUUUUUUGUGUGAAUAUUGUUUUUUGCUGCACUCAUCUAAUAAAAUGUUUGGAAGGCCAAGAUGCAGGGAGUGGACACCGUUAACAACCCAGCAACUUCGCCUACGCAGCUUGAUUCAGAUUGUAGGAUACAACAUAAGGCCACCAGAGUGGUGUACGCAUCAAUGUAGCUACUACCUAACUUUACACCAUACAACGAUGUCUGCUCCAUUUUACACCAGUGAAAGGAUAUGCUCACCACACCCUAAAUGGAAGGAGAUUGAUUCUGAAAUAACUCAGCGCAUGUCCUCCACAAACAUAGUGAUAAGGAUAUGGUGUCACGUCCUCUUACCGCCGGCGAAGGACGAAGAAGAGAAGUCUGGACAAAUGCAAGACACAGUCAUUCAAACUUGGGGUAUAUACUUCAGUGGGCUAAGAUACAUCGGGGCCAAUUUAUCCUUGAACUUCACUUCAGACUGCUUCAAAAGCAAUACUUUAGUGUUUCAAAUGCAUGGAGGGUACUUCUGUUCAUACAAAAGUUUGAAAUUAGAUGUAAUACCACCAGAGAAUGAGCUAGAACAAGGAUCCCUAUCGUCCGAUUCGUCAGGCAAGACGAGCUGUUUCAAAAUCACCUUAGAACCAAAAGUUAUACAGAACUAUAAACUUAUGAAGGAAUCUAGAUCGGUUUCGCCCGGGCGGUUCUCGAAAAUCCCCGAAAAGGAGUAUUCGAAAAGCCAAAGCCCAGUCGAAAGAGGUUUUAAACAAAAUAUUCCUACACUAAGAAAUUCUUCGAGUUUAACCACGUCGCUAAGUCAUAGAGAAAGGAGGGAUGAUAAUUUAAGUCAUAGAGAUAGUAGCAGAGAUGAGAGUGUAGAAAGGAAAAAGGCGGAAGUUAACCCUAACCAUAUUUACGAACAUUCACCGGACAAUGUCGAUAUCAGAGAGUUUUCGUCUGCCGAACUGAACUGUGAUAUUUCUGCUUCCCAAGAGGAGCUAUCGAAUAAAAUCGAUUUAAGCGAAACAGCGGAGAGUUACGACUUAAGAAACGAAUCGGAUGUGCCAAAGUAUAGAUAUUUGGCGAUAAAUUUCCUCAAAUCUGAAAUCAGACCUAGUUACAACGCGACCAAACUUCAAAACCUCCACUUACUUCAAUACUCGAUAAAGAAACGCCAAGAGGCUGUCCAAGAAAUAAAAGAAAGGAUAUAUCAAAAGUCUGCGUUAACACAAAGUUUAUCACCAGAGUUUGAGAUUAAAUUGAAAGGUAAAAGUAGGUCGUAUCGUAAUUUAUUUUCGCCCGAAGAAGACGAUGCGUUGAGGAGAGAAAAGUCAUCGUCACAAAGUGACUUGACGGUCAAGAACGGCAGAGUGAAAGAAGAUAGGAUACCCAUAUCAAAUGGUCCACGAUUAGCCUUGAAGUUGAAUGAUCUUUUGUCUUACAAGUCUAAACCUUCACCCUUUCAAAGGGCAGAGUACCUCAGACUAACGAAGCAAUUAGAGAUCCUACAUUUCAAAAGGCUCAUACUUUCCGACGAGAGAGAUAGCAAGUUGGCAAAUAUAAGGAGGCUGAAAGAGCAACAUGCUAAACUGUUUGAAGAGAACCAGGAUGUUGGUUCGGAACUGAUGCAAAACUACCACGCGUUGUCCCGUAGAACGGAACAACUGAAGGAAACAAGGGAGUCUUGCUACGCUCUGAGGGAGUUAGCUGCAAGAUCCCACGCUGCCUUGGGUAGCCAUAGGACCAAUUUGUUGAUGGACUUACACAGCAUAUUUUAUAUAGAACAGAAAGACCCAACAGUCUGGUCAAUAUGCGACAUUCCCCUCCCGAUCUGCGGCGACGACAGCCCCCGGGCAUCGAACCCCGUCCCCGACUCGGUGGCCGCUGGUUUCGUGGCGCAGGCUACAUCACUCGCGGCCGCCAUCUUGAAUCAGCCGCUGAGAUACAAGAUCACAUUACUAGGCUCCGCGAGUAAGAUACUGGAUAUCAUUCCGGACUUGCCUGAUCCCAAUAUACCCCUCUUUGGGCGGGGAGGUGACAUAACCCUUUUCCGAUACGCUUUGUUCUUGCUGAAUAAGUGCAUAGCUCAAUUGCUGUGGGGGAGAGGUCUCAGUGUUUACGACAUGAGGCCAACAUUGGCCAACCUGCAGCGACUGUUGACCACGCCGAACAAUUUAUCAGACACAUCAAAGUUAUUCGGAACAUAUCGUUGGCUUGAGGACAGCCAGUGCGCGCGAACGCAGUCUCUACGUAACCUCGUCCCUUCGGAGAGGAAAUAUAGACAGUUCAAUAGAUUUAAGGAAUGCGUAGAUUCUCACACUCCACACAAAGGUUUCAAUCGAAGACACAAACAUUCCCGAAGUGUGGGCAGCUAUCAUGAUGAUCAGGACCUGUCAGCCUUAAACGACUCAACACUGUCGAUAAUGGGUUCAGAAUCGAAUAUCUACGAUAUGAAGCUAGCCAAAUCCGACUGUUCCCAGAACCUCAAGCAACAUAAUUCCGAUUCUGAGAUCACCAAAAUCGAUUCCAGACUCGAUUCGGAAAGAGUUCAAUUCACCCUUGGUGACGACACAGAGUUGGACGAAAAGUUGGUACGUCUUUCGACGAACAACGACGACGAGGUGACGUGUUCGACGUGUUUAGACGAAAACGUCAAACGCAUAUGCUCCGAGAUCAACAGCUUCUGUUCGAACACGACGAAAAGUAGUUUUGAAUCGCCGAAAAGUGAUAUAGACAUAGCGAAAUAUAUGGAGAGGAAAGCCAGUGUUGAGGUUAGCGACUGUGAAAAUUGUGAUAGUGUCAAAUGUGACUUGGCGUGCGCGAAUAACAUUCAGGACGUCAUUGUUAUACCUAGUGCGGAGGCCAUCUUGGAAAUUCAGGAUUUGAAUUUGGAAGAUGACGUUUAACGGUCGAAAGUGGUAUCUGUACCAUCAGUAUAAGAUUUUACUUAGAAUAUUGAUAGUACAGCCCAACAAGGCUCUCUUGGCACUUGAGUGACGGCGCUGUUGUAGCUUUAUGCCGACACAGCGAACUAUCAACAAGUGCACUUCUCAAGACGGCGGCUUUAGUUCCCAUUUUGGCCACGCGCCAAAAGAGCCUUGUCGGACUGUAUUUGAGAGUCGAAACACUUUAGUGUUAAUGUAAAAUGGCCUUAACUACCUUGUAUUAAUGUUCAAGUUUGUACAUAUAUUUACAGCCAGCGCCCCAAGCGGCAACGUUGCGAAAUUACAAUCAAUGGUACUGAAUUUUUGACUUUAAAUCAAGAUUAUUUAGGUCCAUUUUACUUUAACUGUAUUUUGUUUCGACUCUCGAAUAUUAUCAAAAUUGGUGAGAAGUAAAAUCUUUUACUGAGGGUACUGAUUGUGAGCGUAACUAAAUUUUCGAGUAUUCACAUCUUUUUCUUACCAAUGUAAUAAGAAAAGGACAGAUAAAACUAAUUUGAUUUAAAACUGUCAAACCUCAUCACUUUGCGUGCGAGUCGUGAGCCUAUUGUUUUUGUAGGGUAGUAUUUUAAAAUUCAUUGCCCGUCCUUUUUUAGCAAUAUUAAAAAGAAAAAGAUGCAGAUACUCUAAAUUUAACUCUAAACAUCAGAAUCAACGCCAUUGUCAGAUUUACAGGCUCUGCCAAGCAAGUGCGAAUUACCGACCGGUAAUAGUGUUAUUUAUUACCGACUAGCUUUUGCCCGCUACCUCGUCUGCGUAGGGCGCGUAUAACCUACUAGUUGAUAUAGUGCGUUUCAUCGAAUAGUACCUAUGGCGUUAUGUUGGCUCCCCUGUCUGUUGGGUGGUCAUUGGCA
This is a messenger RNA of Maniola jurtina (meadow brown), 3961 nucleotides long. RefSeq lists its product as uncharacterized. The record is from RefSeq and is a predicted model, not a curated record. Gene Ontology annotation, molecular function: SNARE binding. Gene Ontology annotation, cellular component: lytic vacuole; endosome. NCBI's taxonomy places the organism in Eukaryota, Metazoa, Arthropoda, Insecta, Lepidoptera, Nymphalidae. Gene Ontology annotation, biological process: SNARE complex assembly. The transcript has 11 exons. Bases 237 to 3071 code for a protein of 944 amino acids.